UCUCAUCCUGGGAGUGUGUAGGGGAGAAGGCAGAGCUGGACUUUUCCCAUGGAAGCACAGUGAGGGAACAGGGAUGAGCAGGAAUGCGGGAAACCGGGUUAGAUGGAAUUUUGAAUCACCACGAGGGUGAUUAAACACCUGGAAAAAGGGAGCAGGGAAGUUUUGGGAGAGGCUCAAACUCACCCGGGCGAGGCUUUGAGGCCGGGGUUCCGUCCAAAGCCUCUCCCAACCCCCGGAAUCUUCGGGAAUUCUUCGCCAACACUCACAAAUCCCCAUUGCUGUGACUCUCCCAACCCAGGCGAACCUGCCAUGUCCAACCUCCCGCCUCUGGCAGCCGACAGGAAUUGCUUCUACAUCCUGACCGAGGACUGUGCCUAUGGAAACAAGUACUUCCAAGCCGGGAACCUGUGCUUCUGCAGCGAGAGGAGCUACCUGCGGAAUUUUUCCGAGGAUGGGCCCCCGGCUUGCUUCCUGAAGGUCGUCAUGCUGGACGACAGCUCCACGGUCACCAUCAACCUGGGAAUCCUGCAGCCCGUGCGCCAGGAAGCCGCCGGGUUCCUGCUGGCCAUCGGGAGCCACAGCGAGCGCCUGCAUUUUUUCCUGGAGAGGCAGAGCCUGGAGGGAGCUCUCCGAGCCGUGCCGGGUCAAAAUGUGAUGGUGGAGGUGGAGAGGGAAUUUUUCCCGGGAGUCGUGCGCUACAUCGGGAGCAUCUACAAGCCCAGCUUGGCUGUGCUGACCCCGGUGUUUUUUGGGGUGGAAUUGCAGGGAGAGGGGGAAAACAGAGGGAGAAGUGAUGGGUCCUACCACGGCACCGAGUACUUCAAGUGCAAGAGGAACUGUGGGAUCUUCCUGCCCUUCAGCAAAAUCCAGUUUAUUCCCACAUCAGGCAACGAUUAUGGGAAGCAGAAGCUGGGAAAACAGGACACGGAGGAGGUGGUUCCCGUGAAAGUGGGAGACGCCGUCAGCUUCUUCGUGGAUGAGAUCCCCACCAAAGGAAUUGCCAUGGCAGUUUACAGGGAAGGGAGAAAAUGGUUUGUGAAGGUUUGCCCGGAAGAAGAAGGAACGACUGACAUUUUCAGGGAAAUCCCCAUGGAAUCUGUUGUGAAGGAGAGCUUGCAAAGUUUUUUCCCAGUGUUCAACUCCGACGUGGGCUUUGGAAAAUCAAACCAAACGAAAGGAGAGAUCAGCGAGAGCAGCGAGGAAGGGGAAGGUGGGAAUUCACCCCUGGAAGUGAAUUCCAUGGUCCAGAUUACCUUGGACAAGGGGAAUCAAGUUUCAGGGAUCAUCCGCUGGUUGGGCUACCUGCCCCAAAUCAAGGAAAAAAUGGCUGGAGUUGAACUGGAUGAAGACAAGGGGGUGACAGCUGGAGAGUGGCUGGGCAGGUCCUACUUCCACUGCGCCCCGAAGCGCGGCCUCUUUGUGAGGUUGAACUCCUGCCAGCCCGACGUGCGCUUCCAGAGCUUCCCCAGCUCCGAGCUGUCCCUGGGGGAUUUCAGAGGACAAGAAGCUCUUCCAGAGGGUGCAGAGAGUUUUCCUCCCCUCAGGAAUGAGGCAGCAGUCCGUGUUCUCCAAGGGCGGAUGAAGGGCAUCCAAGGCCAUUGUAAUUCCUGCUACAUGGAUGCAGCUCUCUUCAGCCUCUUCUCCUGUACCUCCGUGCUGGACUCCAUGCUCUUCAUGCCCUUCCCACUGUGUGACAGGAAUGUCCAGGGAAUUCUGCGGGAUGAGAUCGUCAAUCCCCUCCGUAGGAGUGGCUUUGUCAGGGCCAGCAGUGUGAUGCACCUCCGGGAGCAGCUCACGGACAAGGGCCAGUGCUCCAGCUUUACCAACGCUGAGAAAGAUCCUGAGGAGUUCCUCAAUCUCAUAAUGCAGCAGAUCCUGGGAAUUGAGCCACUACUGAAACUCCAGUCAGGAGGCCAGGAGCAGGGAUGUUACUGCUACCAGAUAUUUAUGGAUAAACAGGAGGAUUUGGUGGUUCCCGAUGUGCAGCAGUUGGUGGAACGCUCCUUCCUGUCCUCAGAUCUGAAGCUGGUGGAGAUCCCAUCUUGCUUCAUUAUCCAAAUGCCACGUUUUGGGAAGGAAUAUAAAAUGUUCAGCAAAAUCAUCCCUUCCUUGGAGCUGGAUAUAACAGAUCUGCUGCUGGACAGUCCCAGGGAAUGCUGCCUGUGUGGGGAUGUUGCCACUCUGGAAUGCUCAGAGUGUUUCAAGGACAAAGUGUUUGCAGCCACGGGCCUGAAGCAGUUCUGCAGCUCCUGCUCCAAACAGGUUCACUCCCAUCGCCGCCGCAAAACGCACAAACCCAGGAAGCUGCACAUUCCAGAGGAAUUCCAGAGCUGGAGCGCCCGGGGCUGCCAGCAGGUGCCUCGGGAGAAGCUGGAGCUGUUUGCAGUGCUCUGCAUCGAGACCAGUCACUACGUGUCCUUCGUGAAAUACGGCCCUGGCAACGAGCACUGGAUGUUCUUCGACAGCAUGGCCGACCGGCACGGUGGCGAAAACGGCUUCAACAUCCCCACGGUGACGCUGUGCCCGGAAAUUGCCAAAUACCUGGACUUGCCCCUGGCUGUGCUGGCCCUGGAGCAGCCUCGGGACAUGGAUGGGGUGGCCAAACGCCUCUUUUGUGACGCCUACAUGUACCUGUACCAGAGCAGGAAAAUGGCACUUUACAAGUGACACCGUCCCAGAGCUGAUGGCAAGGAGCAACAUCAGGAAUGGGAGCUUGGAUCAUCCCAGAAGGUGGAAGCAGCCAAGUCUGGAUGCUCUGAGCUGCCUCUUCUCGCCUCUCUCGGUGUCAAAUUAUCCAAGCCAGGCUGGGUUUGUUAAAUCCUGGCUUUAUCCAGUGGUUGGUACUUGGGCACAGCUGGACUUGGAAUUACUGAUGCUCAAAUUCAUUCUUAUUCCCCACAUUCCACAACUCUCCCUCUCUGGGUACUCUGCAGCUGGAACAUUCCCACAUUCCUGUUUCCCUGCCAUCCCUUCCCUCCAAAGCUGGGGACCAGCAGAAAUCAAAACACAAGGAAUUAUCCACAGGUUUACCAAGAGACCACAACCUUUCCUAAAACCCCCUCACCUGGAUUUGUGGAGUGAGGAAAAUCAGGCCAGGACUGAUUUUCCUCACCUGUGUCCCUCAAUUCCCUGCACUUCCCUUAUCCAGCACUAACUGGCACUUUUACCCACCAUCCUUUAUUUCCAAUCAUGGAUAUCCUGAGCUGAAGCUAUGCUUUCAAAAUAGGUAUUUUUUCCAAGAACAAAACUGGAAGGAGGAUGGGAGCAGAGGAGCAACAUCUGGGCUCCUGCUGCUUCCUCUUUUUGGCAAAAUCUGCACAGUAUUCAGUGUUAUUACAACCUCACUUUCAGCACUUUCUGUCCCAUCUUUGCAUCCACUUCCAAGUUUUGGGGUCAAAUAGCAGAAUUCCAAGGGCAAAAAUAGGGAAAAAAAA
This is a messenger RNA of Melozone crissalis (California towhee), 3434 nucleotides long. Its product is annotated as ubiquitin carboxyl-terminal hydrolase CYLD-like. Gene Ontology annotation, cellular component: cytosol. Bases 310 to 2667 code for a protein of 785 amino acids. The transcript is spliced from 14 exons. Lineage: Eukaryota; Metazoa; Chordata; Aves; Passeriformes; Passerellidae. The record is from RefSeq and is a predicted model, not a curated record. Gene Ontology annotation, molecular function: cysteine-type deubiquitinase activity; K63-linked deubiquitinase activity. Gene Ontology annotation, biological process: protein K63-linked deubiquitination.